AUGGCUUGCAGACUUCAGAGUUGUUGUUUCUGAAAUCCACUGUUUCAUAGUUUUGCUCUAAAUUCUAAUGGCGAGCUUUGAGAUCGAACAUGCUUAUGCAACCAUUCUGUUUACACUCUUCUACCUCCAAUUUCUGUCGCUCCCCAUUGCUGGGGACUCGCCGCCGGCUUACAUACCCACCGAUGAUAUAGCCCUUGAUUGUGGUUCUUAUGGAGCCUCAAUUGUGUACGGGGGAAACGGUCGCCCCUGGGCCAAUGAUUUCACCACCAAAUUCUUCCCUUCUAAUUACCAUCACAACUCCAAGUCCGUGAGUGUGGCGGCGGAAGAAAAACAAUUUCCUUCCGCCAUUGAGGUYCCUUACAUAAAUGCGCGGUUGUCACGCUUCCAAUUCACCUACUUAAUUACGGUUAGUCCCGGCCAGAAGUUCGUUCGCCUUCACUUCAACUCUGCUCCUUUCUCUAACUUCCAACCCCACAAGGCCGUCUUCUCCGUCACAGCUGGUCUCUACACUCUCCUUCGUGAUUUCAAUGUUGAUGUCCACGCUGAUGCUUCUGGUGCAACCGAAUUUUUUCGAGAAUAUUGUGUGUAUGUUGAUGAAAAGGGAGUACUCGAUCUUACGUUCACUCCUACAGAUCAGGACUCGUAUGCUUUUAUCAGUGGGAUUGAGAUUGUAUCCAUGCCAACUAAUCUUUAUUAUACCCCGCCGGAGCCGGAGCCUAACGAUGAAGGCGGUCGGGGAUUGAAGCUAAUUGGCCACAAUAAUCAGUUUUUCCCUAUUGAAAAUUACACGUCUCUCGAGACGGUAUACAGGAUGAAUAUCGGUGGAAGAGCCAUUGCCCCCGAAGAAGACACUGGAAUGUUCCGAACCUGGUCAGAGGAAAGUAAUUUGUUGGAUGCCUACAUAUACAAUGCUCAACCUUUUAGUUUAUCUAUGCACAUUAAUUACACUAAAACACCGCCAUACACAGCACCAGAAGAUCUCUAUCGUACUGCUCGAUCAAUGGGACCAAAUAGUACGCUUAAUAAGAGCUACAACCUCACGUGGGAGUACCCUGUACAUCCUGGAUUCUUUUACAUGCUUCGCCUUCAUUUCUGCGAGUUUGAGCCUGAAAUCACCGACAGAAAUGAUAGAGUGUUUCUGAUUUACAUUGGAGACAUGAUCGCCGAGCAAUCUGCCGAUGUGUUUCGUUGGGCCGGGGGGAAAUAUAAUCCAAUUCAUAGAGAUUAUGUUGUGAACGUGCCUAUUAGCAAACACGAAAACAGAGUGAAUCUCUCUGUUAAGCUCCAAGCAAACCCAAAGGACUUUCUGACUAGAUUUACCAACGUCAUCAUGAAUGGUAUUGAGAUCUUCAAAUUAAACGACUCCAGUGGCAACCUCGCCGGUCAAAACCCAGAUAUACAUCUCAAUACCCCCACCCAAUCUCUUCCACCAUCGAUUUCACAAUCAAAAAAUUCAAAGAGUAAAGCAGUGAUUAUUAUAGUACCCACUGUGGGCGGAGGUGUGGUAGCCUUGUUAGCUCUGAGCGUGUUUGUAUUUCGGACAUUUACGAACAAGAGCUCAAGUGAUGGAACUUCCAAGAGGGCUUUGUAUUCCAUUUCGACGAACAAGUCAAGCAAGAGCUGCAGCACCAAUAUUCCAUCUGAUACAUGUCAUUACUUUUCACUGCGACAGAUCAAAGCCGCCACAAAAGAUUUCGCAGACGCUUUGAUCAUUGGCGUCGGAGGUUUCGGUAACGUGUACAAAGGGUACAUAGGCAACGCAGCCACCCAAGUGGCGAUCAAACGAUUGAAACCAGGUUCAAGACAAGGAGAGAAGGAGUUCAAAACAGAGAUAGAGAUGCUGUCUCAACUUCGCCACGUGCAUCUCGUCUCGCUAAUCGGGUACUGCAACGACGGCAUCGAAAUGAUUCUAGUCUAUGAUUACAUGUCCCGUGGCACCCUCAAGAAUCACCUCUAUGGCGAUGGUGAUGAACAACAACAACCUCUGACGUGGGAGCAACGCCUCCAGAUUUGCAUUGGAGUGGCAAAAGGGCUACACUACCUUCACACCGGCGUCAAACACACCAUCAUCCACCGUGACAUCAAAAGUACAAAUAUUUUACUGGAUGAGAAAUGGGUGGCGAAGGUUUCAGAUUUUGGAUUAUCAAAAGCCAGGCUAGAGAGCACGUCUAAAGCUCAUGUUAGCACGGUGGUGAAAGGUAGCUUUGGUUAUCUAGACCCAGAAUAUUACCGACUCCAGAAAUUGACUGAAAAGUCUGACGUGUAUUCAUUUGGAGUGGUUCUAUGUGAAGUACUCUGUGCUCGUCCAGCACUGAUUCACACAGAAGACGAAACGUCACUCUUGUUAGCUGAAUUGGUUCGACGAUGCUACCGUGAGAAGACGGUUGAUCAGAUCAUUGAUUCGAAUAUCAAGAACGAAAUUGCACCGGAAUGCUUUAGAAAAUUCAUCCAAAUCACGGUGAGUUGCAUCCAAGAUAAUGGAAACAAACGGCCCUCGAUGAAAGAUGUAUUGCAGGGCCUGGAGUUUGCAUCCCAACUUCAAGAGAGUUCCAAGAAGUUGGGAAUUGUUGAGCUAAUUUGCCUGGAAAAUUAUGAUGGCUUGCUCUUUGAGGAGGGGAUUUCAAGUAACAAGACUGAAGUGGUGACAAGCAGCAAUGAGAGUUCAAGUAUUUCGCAUAAUAAAGGGAUGUCAGGAGCUGUUUUCUCUGAAAUCAAAGAUCUACAAGCAAGAUGAAUGGAUAACUUUUCAAUAAUAAUCUUGGAAACUUUUAUAUCUCAA
Messenger RNA from Momordica charantia (bitter melon), 2779 nucleotides. The record is from RefSeq and is a predicted model, not a curated record. NCBI's taxonomy places the organism in Eukaryota, Viridiplantae, Streptophyta, Magnoliopsida, Cucurbitales, Cucurbitaceae.